This is a messenger RNA of Notothenia coriiceps (black rockcod), 1501 nucleotides long. RefSeq names its product serine protease HTRA1B-like. Gene Ontology annotation, cellular component: extracellular region. Gene Ontology annotation, molecular function: serine-type endopeptidase activity; protein binding. The transcript is spliced from 9 exons. Lineage: Eukaryota; Metazoa; Chordata; Actinopteri; Perciformes; Nototheniidae. Gene Ontology annotation, biological process: positive regulation of apoptotic process; programmed cell death; proteolysis. The coding region runs from base 164 to 1429 and encodes 421 amino acids. The record is from RefSeq and is a predicted model, not a curated record.
AUAACGUCACACACGCCCACCAAUCACCUCCUGUGUUUCUCCUGGAGCUUUCAUAAACGGCACCGACACAAAAGUUUCACUCUGCAUCAGUGCACCAACAUUUCAACGUCAUUCCAAGUCCAGUUACUUGUUUCUCAGUGAGUUUCUCCAGGACUGUCCCACCAUGCGUCUCCAGUUCUUCCUCUGCGUAACAGCCCUAUUCGUCUGCCCGGGUCUCAUCCUCGGGUCUCGGAUAGCCAAACGCUUCGCCAUCGGCUGCACGGAGAAAUGUGACAAGUCGCAGUGUGCGCCAAUCCUCGCGGACUGUUUGGCCGGAGAUGUGCUGGACCGCUGCGACUGCUGCCCGGUGUGUGUGUCCGGAGAGGGCGAGCUGUGCGGCGGCGACGGAGACCGGGAGUGCGCCGAGGGGAUGGAGUGUGUGGUGACCGAAGGCGUGGAGGUGUCCUCCACCGUCAGGCGCAGGGGCAAGCCCGGGGUGUGCAUGUGCACCGUGUCCGAUCCGGUGUGCGGCAGUGACGGCGUCUCGUACAGGAACAUCUGCGAGCUGAAGCGCGUCAGCAACCGGGCCAUGAAGCUGCAGCAGCCGCCGGUCAUCUUCAUCCAGAGAGGAACCUGCGGGAAAGGUCAGCAGAAUCCUGACAGUCUUCGUUUCAAGUAUAACUUCAUCGCUGACGUGGUGGAGAAGAUCGCCCCCGCUGUCGUUCACAUUGAACUGUACCGCAAGAUGAUGUUCUCUAAGCGGGAGGUGGCGGUCGCCAGCGGCUCCGGGUUUAUAGUAUCAGAAGACGGACUGAUCGUCACCAACGCCCACGUGGUGGCCAACAAGCACCGAAUCAAGGUGGAGCUGAAGAGCGGAGCCAAGUACGACGCUAAGAUCAAAGAUGUGGACGAGAAGGCUGACAUCGCUCUGAUCCAGAUUGAUGUACCGAUGAAGCUGCCGGUGCUGCAGCUCGGCCGCUCGGCCAGCCUGCGUCCUGGAGAGUUUGUGGUUGCCAUCGGCAGCCCGUUCUCCCUGCAGAACACCGUCACCACCGGCAUCGUCAGCACCACCCAGAGGGGGGGCAAGGAGCUGGGCCUCCUCAACUCCGACAUGGAAUAUAUCCAGACCGACGCCAUCAUCAACUAUGGCAACUCAGGAGGACCACUGGUCAAUCUGGAUGGAGAGGUGAUUGGUGUCAACACUCUGAAGGUCACAGCAGGAAUCUCCUUCGCCAUCCCAUCAGACAAGAUCAGGCAGUUCCUGGCAGAGGCGCACGACAGACAGGCCAAAGGUAAAACAUACCGGAAGAAGAGGUACAUCGGAGUCAGGAUGAUGAGUCUCACCCCAUCGCUGGCUAAGGAGCUGAAGGAGAGGCAGUCAGACUUCCCAGAUGUCACCUCCGGGGCUUACGUCAUCGAGGUCAUCAGCCGGACUCCAGCCGAGACGUGAGUGCUUCGAACAUCUCAUUACCACAUUAUCUGCUGUUCACUUCCCAAUAUGCAGAAGUAACUAAGUACAUUU